GCAGGCAGGUAUUUGGUAUUGGAGUUGGUUAAAAAGCAUUUCCGCUUGGUUAGGAACAAGUUCUGAAAGCUACACGUGUGUUAGUGAUUGUGGAGAGCGUGCUGCAGUGAUGGGUAAAAAAGCAAGUAAACGGAACACGUUUAAUUACAACGCGGACAGAAAGAAGUUAAAAAAGAAGAUGAUCAACAAGUACAGGCCGAGGAUUGAAUGCGCUCAGAUCCGGAAAGCUUGGGAUAUCAAGAAAUCAGCCAAGCGGAACAUGCAGGAAAUGGGCCUGACAUUCGGAACCAAAGGAUUACUUCCCAUCACGAGCAAGGCCAAAGAUGAACCUGUGGCUCAAGUCGUGAAACCCUACGUGGUCAGAGAAAUGGAAGAAGAGGCCAGUCUGCCGAGAAAGGACACCACGACGUGCUCGACCGAUCUCAUCGAAUAUGUUCAGCAUAUGAUCAGGGAACACGGCGAAAACUACAAGGCCAUGGCCCGAGAUGAGAAGAACUACUAUCAAGACACGCCGAAACAAAUCAAGAGGAAAGUGGACUUGUACAAGCGCUGUCACGCCGAGGAGCACGCCGCGUUCGUCGCCUCUUUACGAGCGCGAGAACAGACGUCGUCCUGAACGAAACUCUCGCGUCGGGAUCGGACCGGAUGGACCGCGUCUAUACGUGAUAACGUACGUGUGUGUAUAUAAUGUAUUUUAUGUUAUGAUUGUUUGCCGAGCGAUCCUGUUUUACUCUUGGUUGUAUGAUGUCAUAAGAUGACUUCUGUAUACAAAAAAAAAAAUAAACUUUUAGUGAAAUCCG
Molecule: messenger RNA, 800 nt
Organism: Ictalurus furcatus (blue catfish)
Lineage: Eukaryota; Metazoa; Chordata; Actinopteri; Siluriformes; Ictaluridae
Gene: nop16
Product: NOP16 nucleolar protein homolog (yeast)
Exons: 5
Coding region: 110-616 (168 amino acids)
Biological process (GO): ribosomal large subunit biogenesis
Cellular component (GO): nucleolus
Source: RefSeq, a predicted model, not a curated record